Molecule: messenger RNA, 2862 nt
Organism: Hypomesus transpacificus
Lineage: Eukaryota; Metazoa; Chordata; Actinopteri; Osmeriformes; Osmeridae
Gene: rhag
Product: Rh associated glycoprotein
Exons: 10
Coding region: 148-1458 (436 amino acids)
Biological process (GO): ammonium homeostasis; ammonium transmembrane transport
Cellular component (GO): plasma membrane
Molecular function (GO): ammonium channel activity
Source: RefSeq, a predicted model, not a curated record
CCAGUUGUUCCCCUCCCGUCACAUCCCCACAAGUCACAAACGAUAGCGCAGGAAGGAAAGAUAGAGUGUGUCCAAGUCUGAGUCAGUUAUAGAGAAAGAGAGAGAGAGAGAGAGAGACAGAGAGAGAGAGAGAGACUGCUUAGUAGAAUGCCUGCAUACGCCACAAACAUGAGGCUGAAGUUUCCCAUCCUGGCUCUGAUUCUGGAGAUAAUCACUAUCAUUCUGUUUGCUAUGUUUGUGGUUUAUGAAGAUGGCAAACCAGCACACCAUGCUACUCUUGACAACUCCACACAUGAAGAGUUGCUGCCAAUGAACCUCUAUCCCAUGUUCCAGGAUGUCCAUGUGAUGAUCUUCAUUGGAUUUGGCUUCCUGAUGACCUUCCUGAAGAGAUAUGGCUUCAGUAGUGUUGGAGUCAACCUGCUCUUGGCUGCCUUCGGCCUGCAGUGGGGCCUGCUCAUGCAGGGCUUCUGGCACAUGGACAACGGAAAGAUCAAAGUCUCAGUUGAGAAGAUGAUCAAUGCGGACUUCAGCACGGCAACAGUUCUUAUCUCUUUCGGGGCUGUGUUGGGCAAAACCAGUCCGGUCCAGCUUCUUAUUAUGACUAUCCUGGAGAUCACCAUCUUUUCUAUCAACGAGCACAUCGUGGUCCAGAUCUUGGGGGCCAAUGAUGUUGGAGCCUCCAUGAUCAUCCAUGCCUUCGGGGCCUACUUUGGCUUGGCGGUGGCUCGCAUGCUGUACCGGCCAGCCCUCAGAAACGGCCAUGAAAACGAUGGGUCUGUCUACCACUCUGACCUGUUUGCCAUGAUUGGAACCGUCUACUUGUGGAUGUUCUGGCCGAGUUUCAACUCAGCCAUUGCUGAACCCGGACUAACUCAGCUCAAGGCUGUGGUCAACACCUACUUCUCCCUGGCUGCCUGUGUACUGUCUGCCUACGCUAUCUCCAGCCUUGUGGAGCACAAAGGGAAGCUGGACAUGGUCCACAUUCAAAAUGCCACGCUGGCCGGUGGUGUUGCCGUGGGGACCUGUGCUGACAUGGACAUCGAGCCUUUUGGUGCCAUGCUGAUUGGACUCCUGGCUGGCAUUAUCUCCACUGUGGGCUUCAAGUACCUCACUCCCAUCCUCGCAUCCAACCUGGGCAUCCAGGACACGUGUGGCGUCCACAAUCUCCACGGCAUGCCUGGCAUCCUGGGGGGUCUGGCUGGCAUUGUGGCGGUGGCUCUGGGAAAGAAGGAAGGGGGCACGGCUACAAUGCAGGCAGCAGCCCUGGCCUCGUCUCUCGGCUUCGCUCUGGUGGGAGGGGCCAUCACAGGUCUGAUAAUGAAGCUUCCAUUCUGGGGACAGCCUCCAGACCAAAACUGUUUUGAUGACUCAAUCUAUUGGGAGGUACCUGAGGAAGAGGAUGAGAAUGAGGAGAGCCUGGCUCACGGAGACCAUUCCAAAAACAAAGCUGAAGUGUAAAGUUCUGAGCUGUGAAAGGGAGGCAUUGUUUACCAGAACAAAUAUUCCAGCAAUAAUCAAUGCCAAGUAUUAUAGGGCAUCCUUAACAUUUUGAAGUAACACUGUGUCUUUGGCUCAGGCUAAGUCACUGCAACUCUCCUCUUCAACCACAUUUAGCAGAGAAAUGUAAUGUUCCACUUUUUGUGUAACCAUACAGUGUAUAACCUUCUUGUCCACUAAGUUGGAUUGAAUUUGUACAGAAUUUGGUUUUGGAGUCACAGUGUAUUAUUCUAAAAUACAUGAUAAUAUAUUAUGACAUAUCAUUGUGUAUUAUUUGAUCUCCAUAGGGCUGUGAUAUAAUAACAAAUACAUUUCUCCCCUAUGAGAAACCUUGUUCACACAAACACAUUUCAAACUUGCAAUUAUAAGAUGAUUCUAUGCUAUGAUUUAAACCUGACACAAAGUGUGUAUUGGUUUUUCACAUAUUUUGUUUCAACAAAGCAAUAUUAUUGAUCCAUUCAUUUGAAUUGACUCAACUGCCUUUCUUCUUUUCUCAAAAUGGUGAAAAAGGUUGUUUUCAGGGAUUUUAUACACUGAAUUUGAUUUAAUUUACCAUCGUGAGCCACUGUGCAAAUGUUAAGUAGUUGACGAGUCAAUCACAUGAAAACAUUUUAUAGUUUUUUUGUGUAGGUUCUGCCAUUUACAUGUGUAUCUAUUGUAUCUAUGUCAUUUUUUGAUAACAAAAAUGUGUGACCAUGUCAAACCAACUGACAGAAUCCAUCCAGACUUUCGUUACGUGGAGAGAAUUAACUGACUACAGUCUGCAGAGGCAGGUUACCUCGCUAAAAGCUCAUUCCUGAGAGUCUGUGAUCCUACACCGGUGCGACAAGCCUGUGGGUCUUGCAUGGACCCCUGAGCUGGUCAAGAAAAAAAUCCUGUUUAUACUACUUAUGCAUGUGAAUACCACAGUGGCUCUACUUUCCAAUACUCCAGUUUUCAUAAUAUGAAGCAACGUAUUCACAUCAGAAGUUGCAUUCAUACUCUCACUGAGAUUCAAACUUUUGAUGACCUAUGGUGUAAUAAUUUCUGUAUAGUAUGUAUAACAUGGAUAUAGUACAUUUUUCUAGACACUGCAAAGUACUAUAAGUGGGUGCUGGCUGUAACAGAAAUUAUUGGCUUGAUUGGAUGUCAUAAACCAUAAUCUGAGGGCAGUUCAGGAUGAAGCUACAGAUAGAUAGGUUCAUAGUGUUUUUUUUGUUCUCACAGUUAAGUAUGAGUGAUUUAGAAUUGGAGCUUUGAAUGUGCUUGCAAAUACUUUUUAUCUAGCUAUACAAUAUUAGUAUUUUGUUAAAGAAAAUCGGUAUAACUCUGUAUAUACAGUAUACAAUAGUAAUACAAUCAUUCAUAAAUAUGUUUUUAUAUUAA